Calidris pugnax (ruff) is the source of this 597-nucleotide messenger RNA. RefSeq names its product chromosome unknown open reading frame, human C7orf49 (gene CYREN). Gene Ontology annotation, cellular component: nucleus; cytoplasm. The transcript is spliced from 3 exons. The coding region runs from base 45 to 323 and encodes 92 amino acids. Lineage: Eukaryota; Metazoa; Chordata; Aves; Charadriiformes; Scolopacidae. Gene Ontology annotation, biological process: double-strand break repair via nonhomologous end joining; negative regulation of double-strand break repair via nonhomologous end joining. The record is from RefSeq and is a predicted model, not a curated record.
GGCGGGAGGCGGCAGAGCCCAGGGCGGCGGCGGUGGUCUACUGCAUGAACGAGGCGGAGCUGGUGGACAUGGCCCUGGCGGUCUUGGCCGAGAAGCUGCAGCGUGAUGACGGCGAGGAGAAGGCCCGGUCCGGGAGUGAAGAGGAGCAGGAGGUCCAGCCCACGCCACACACAGCUCCUGGAAGCACCGCCAGCGCGGGGGGAGGCAGCGACCCCAGCCCGGCUCCCCCAGCCCCUCCUGAUGGUGCUGAUGCAGAGAGGACAGGCUGGGAGGACUCUCAGGACGAUGCUCUGAAAUACGUCAGGGAGAUCUUCUUCAGCUAACGUUGCCCCCUCUGCGGCUCCCCAGGAGCAAAGGGGGCAGCGGGGAGGGUGCCCCCUCCCACAGCACUGAGGAUGGUGGGAGGGGGGCUGGCGUGGGCUGUGUUGGUGCCUGUGGAGCUGGUAGGAGGCCCAUGAAGGCCGUGGGGGAAAAAGGAGCACACUCACUUCUCCCAGUGCGUGCUGAGUUCAGUGGGAUUUGGCUCCAGGUUAGGUUACGUUCAUUUCUGUUUGGCGUCUCAGAGCAUGGACAGAUUAAAGAGGACAUUCUGGUUUC